CUGUACCCGAACCCCCCUCGCCGCCACUUUCAGAGACAUUGCUUCUCUUUCGCCAUAAAAACAGCGCAAGCUCUCGAGAAGCAAAGCAGUCGAUACAUCUGCUUUUGAACUGAAUUUAUCCAACACAACGCCUAUCCACCCCUGAAGCCAAAAGCGCGAAAUGGAACCGGGCAGAGCCUUGUAGCCCGGUGCAAGAAUUCGAAAGUUACGCAUUGUUUGGGGUCUUGUUGCAUGGAACUUGCUGGGGGUUUGUGACGAACACCAAGGUUUUGGAAAGAAUCUGAAAGGGAAAGAUGAUCUCGGGGCGUGGUAGAGGGAAGAUUAGGCCGCCGAGGAGGGGGCUGGGAGGUAAUGCAGAUAGUAGCGACUUCGAUGCGAUGUGGGAUAUCCUGCGGUCAGCACUCCGCGAGAUCCACGAGAAGAAUGCGUCAAAGCUCUCCUUCGAACAGCUAUACCGCGCCUCCUAUAAGAUUGUUCUGAAAAAGCAAGGCGACAAGCUUUACGACCGUGUCAAAGAAUACGAGGAACAAUGGUUCGGGUCCCAAGUGAUGCCAGCGAUCCGCAAGCUCAUUACCAAUAACCUUAUUAAUACCACUGUGGGAGGUGGAGUCGCUGGGACAACUGCGAAUGAGCGGCGUAUCACCGGCGAGGAAUUCCUGAAGGGUCUGAAAGCAUCAUGGGAGGAUCACAAUACGGUCAUGAAUAUGACUACCGAUGUCUUGAUGUAUAUGGAUCGAGUAUACUGCGCCGAUAACAGAAAACCGUCCAUCUUCACCACAGCCAUGGGCCUCUUCCGUGAUCACAUCCUACGCUCUCGACUGGUAUCUGCCGAUUCCGAGCUCACCACUUUCGAUAUUCUCAAUUCGGUUAUCUUAGAUCAAAUUUAUAUGGAAAGAGGAGGAGAUGUGAUCAAUAGGCAUCUUAUCCGAUCCUGCGUAUACAUGCUUGAAGGUCUCUACGAAACAGAUGAGGAGAACGAGCACGAAAAGCUCUAUCUCACUGUCUUCGAAAUCGAAUUCCUGAAAGCCAGCAGGAUAUUCUAUCAAAAUGAAAGUGCCAAUCUCCUUCGAGAAGCAGAUGCAAGCACGUGGUUGCGCCAAACAAAGAGACGAUUUGCGGAGGAGGAGGCUCGAUGCCAGACCACCAUCUCCCUUCUCACAGCGCCCAAGAUUGCGAGAGUCUUAGAGGACACGAUGAUUCGGGAGCACCUGCAGGAUUUUCUUGCUAUGGAGGGCAGUGGCAUCAAGGCUAUGAUCGAAAAUGAUCGCUACGCAGACCUAACGCUACUCUACCAACACAUCUCACGGGUGGACCCGUCAAAAGAGCCUCUCAAAAAUGCGUUGCAGACUCGUGUGGUUGAUCUCGGAUCAGAAAUCAACAAAACAAUUCUCAACACCGACUUUUCCGCUGCUCCCGAGCCCCAACCCGAGGAAGGAGAGGCGGCCGCCGAAGGCAAUGAGAAGCCAAAAGCUACGAAGCUCAGUGCCGCGGCGAGACAAACUGCGGCGGCAAUUAAAUGGGUUGAUCUAGUUUUGCAGCUGAAGGAUAAAUUCGAUAAUAUGUGGAAGAAGUGCUUCGACGAAGACCUCAUUUUACAAACUGCUCUCACGAAGAGUUUCUCAGAUUUCAUCAACCUCUUCCCGCGGUGCUCGGAAUACGUCUCCCUUUUCAUUGAUGAUAAUCUCAAACGCGGAAUCAAGGGCAAGACGGAAACAGAGAUCGAUGAGGUCCUUGAUAAGGCCACGAUGUUACUACGAUAUAUUCAGGACAAGGAUAUGUUUGAGCGAUACUACAAGAAGCAUCUAGCUCGGAGACUAUUGCACGACAAAUCAGAGAGCGCCGAUGUAGAGAAGCAGAUGAUCUCAAGGAUGAAGCUGGAAAUCGGUAACUCAUUCACCAACAAGCUGGAAGGGAUGUUCAAGGAUAUGGCCAUGUCAGAUGACCUAACUGCUGCAUAUCGGACCCAUAUCUCUAAUUUGGGUGAUAUUGACCUCAAACAAAUUGAUCUUGGUGCGAGAAUCUUGACUUCAAAUUAUUGGCCAAUGGAAUCGAUGGGUGGCGGAGCCACUAUCGGUGAGGACGGCAACCGCCAAACAUGCACAUGGCCAUCGGAAAUCCAAGCGUUGCAAGAUUCAUUCAAGGCAUUCUAUCUCAGGGAGAGGAACGGCAGAAUGCUGACGUGGCUCGGCUUCCUGGGUAGUGCAGACAUCCGUUGUAUUUUCCCAAAAAUCCCCGGGAAGGAGGGCGUACUCGGUAGAGAACGACGGCAUGAGAUCAAUGUUCCAACAUACGGCAUGGUGGUCUUGCUCCUUUUCAACGACCUCGCUGAUGGAGAGUAUCUAUCCUUCGAGGAGAUCCAACAACGGACCAAUAUCCCUCAACAAAACCUCAUCCACAUCCUCCAUACUCUUGCUGUCCUCCCAAAAUGCCGAGUUUUAAGAAAACACCCCGCGAAUAAAGAUCCGCCUAAGCCAGGUGAUAAAUUCUGCUUCAAUGAAAGUUUCACGUCCAAGUCCGUCAAAAUUAAGGCUCCGGUUAUAUCUGGCUCUGUCAACAAGGUCGAGGGUGAGGAGGAGCGCAAGGAUACUGAGGAUAGGAAUGAUGAGCAUCGCGGCAAUGUCAUUGAUACCGUCAUUGUGCGGAUUAUGAAGGCACGUAAGGUAUUCAGCCACCAGCAACUCUUUGCCGAAGUUAUCUCCCAACUUUCGCAAAGAUUCAAACCAGAUCUUAGCAUGAUGAAACGGAGGGUGGAAAGUUUAAUCGAGAGGGAAUACCUUGAGAGGGUGGAGGAUGCCAAUACGCCAACAUAUCGGUACUUGGCUUAGGCCGUUAUGGAGUGAAAGAACACGGCUAUCAAAUAAAUAACGCUUUGGGGAAUAAGGUGCU
Messenger RNA from Amorphotheca resinae ATCC 22711, 2886 nucleotides. RefSeq lists its product as hypothetical. Gene Ontology annotation, molecular function: ubiquitin protein ligase binding. The record is from RefSeq and is a predicted model, not a curated record. Gene Ontology annotation, cellular component: Cul3-RING ubiquitin ligase complex. The coding region runs from base 294 to 2825 and encodes 843 amino acids. Lineage: Eukaryota; Fungi; Ascomycota; Leotiomycetes; Helotiales; Amorphothecaceae. Gene Ontology annotation, biological process: protein ubiquitination; ubiquitin-dependent protein catabolic process. The transcript has 3 exons.